Lontra canadensis (Northern American river otter) is the source of this 918-nucleotide messenger RNA. RefSeq names its product glutathione S-transferase A2. NCBI's taxonomy places the organism in Eukaryota, Metazoa, Chordata, Mammalia, Carnivora, Mustelidae. Gene Ontology annotation, cellular component: cytosol; extracellular exosome. Bases 145 to 816 code for a protein of 223 amino acids. Gene Ontology annotation, molecular function: glutathione transferase activity. Gene Ontology annotation, biological process: glutathione metabolic process; xenobiotic metabolic process. The record is from RefSeq and is a predicted model, not a curated record. The transcript has 7 exons.
UGACUUCUCCCUCACUGAACUCUACCCUCAUCCGAGAGGAGGCGUUACCUACUGUCAAAGAGCUUAUAAACGCCUGAAGGGUUGGCAUGGAGCUGCUGCGCCUCCUGGGAGAGACACUUCAGUAAGAGAACUUUGGAGACCACCAUGGCAGGGAAGCCCAAGCUUCACUACUUCAAUGGACGAGGCCGAAUGGAGUCCAUCCGGUGGCUCUUGGCCGCAGCAGGAGUAGAGUUUGAAGAGAAAUUUAUUGAAACUCCAGAAGACUGGGAUAAGUUAAGGAGUGAUGGACAUCUGAUGUUCCAGCAAGUGCCAAUGGUGGAAAUAGAUGGAAUGAAGAUGGUGCAGACCAGGGCCAUUCUCAACUACAUUGCCACCAAAUACAACCUCUAUGGGAAAGACAUAAAGGAGAGAGCCCUGAUAGAUAUGUACACAGAAGGUAUAGCCGAUUUGAGUGAAAUGAUCAUUGUUUUGCCUCUAUGCCCACCUGAUCAAAAGGAGGCCAAGAUUGCCCUGAUCAAAGAGAGAACAACAGAUCGUUAUCUCCCCGUGUUUGAAAAAGUGUUAAAGAGCCAUGGACAAGACUACCUUGUUGGCAACAGGCUGAGCAAGGCUGACAUUCACCUGGUUGAACUUCUCUACUAUGUGGAAGAGAUUGACCCUAGCCUCCUAGCCAACUUCCCUCUAUUGAAGGCCCUGAAAACCAGAAUCAGCAACCUCCCCACGGUAAAGAAGUUUCUGCAGCCUGGCAGCCAGAGGAAACCUCCCAUUGAUGAGAAGAGUUUAGAACAAGCCAAGAAGAUUUUCAGGAUGAAAUGAAGCAGGAAUGGAUGCCCAGCCCACACAAGACACACCUGCUGAAGUUUUCUAGCCAUGAAGUGCAUUACCUCCAUGUAAUUCCUGGCUAUUGUGAGGUUAGGU